Messenger RNA from Hyaena hyaena (striped hyena), 3224 nucleotides. It is a transcript of the gene LETM2, whose product is annotated as leucine zipper and EF-hand containing transmembrane protein 2. Gene Ontology annotation, biological process: intracellular monoatomic cation homeostasis. Bases 468 to 1943 code for a protein of 491 amino acids. Gene Ontology annotation, molecular function: ribosome binding. The record is from RefSeq and is a predicted model, not a curated record. Lineage: Eukaryota; Metazoa; Chordata; Mammalia; Carnivora; Hyaenidae. The transcript has 11 exons. Gene Ontology annotation, cellular component: mitochondrial inner membrane.
CCCCCGGCGUGUGGGCGUGGGCGGCGCGAUGGCGCAGGCGGGGCUCCCCGCAGUCCCCGCCUAGGAAGUGGUUGCCCUGAGCUCCGAGCGGGAGCGCCCAGGGGCCCGAGAGCCAGCUAACCGUCGGAUCCGGUGUGGCAUCCCUCCAGCAGGAGACCACCCGCCCUUAGCCUGGGUUUAGAUGUUCCGAAGGAUUAUUUGAACUCCUGUUCAAAAUGCCAGCUCUGUGGUUGAGGUCUAGGCCUUGUCCAGCUGCAGGAAAACAGUUGACGCUAAGAGGUAUUACUAAAGCACCUUGCUGCCCUUGGCUGAAAAGAGCCACAGGAUGGAGAAAGGUUUUCAUAAAGCUUAUUUAAAGGUAUAAAGCUCAGUGUGGACUCUGGAGAACCACCAGUACAGGAAACCGAUUUACCUCCACUUGAAUUAUUAGUAGGUUCCUCUGUUGACUAGUUGAGACAAAUAUAAAUAUGGCUUUCUACAGUUAUAAUACAGUCUUAGCUAUUGCCCGAACAAGAUUCCCUAGCCAUUUUGUCCGUCCCACCAGCUCUUCUUAUUCCCCAUCAUUUGCAUUUCUUCACUUGCCAGAGUCCCAUUUAAAUAAAACAUACAUGAAGAACUAUGGAAGCAAGAAAUACUCCUGUCCUAAUCAGUCAGGCAAUAAAGUACUUCACUUACGAACUAGAAUAAUACAAAAGCUACACACAUCAACUUGCUGGCUACAAGACAUCCCUGGUAAACCUCAGCCAGAACAAACCCCAAAAAAGCCGCAGGUAACAAACCCUGAGCCCGUGAAAGGAACCGGCAUGAAGAUUAAGGAAGAAAAGCGAUCUUACAGACAAAAAAUUAUGGAUGAACUUAAAUAUUAUUACAAUGGAUUCUAUUUGCUUUGGAUUGACACCAAAGUUGCUGCCAGAAUGGUUUGGAGGCUAUUGCAUGGACAGGUGCUGACCAGAAGAGAGAGACGAAGGCUCUUGAGAACGUGUGCUGAUUUCUUCCGCCUGGUUCCAUUCAUGGUAUUCUUCAUCGUACCUUUCAUGGAACUCUUACUACCAGCAUUUCUGAAAUUCUUCCCAGAUAUGUUACCGUCAACUUUUGAAAGUGAAUCCAAAAAGGAAGAAAAACAGAGAAAGAAAAUGGCUGCAAAGUUGGAACUGGCAAAAUUUCUUCAAGAAACAAUUACAGAAAUGGCAAGGAGGAACAGAGCCAACUUGGGAGACGCCUCUACACAGUUCUCAUCCUACGUCAAACAGGUCCAGACGGGCCACAAGCCCAGUACAAAGGAGAUAGUUCGCUUUUCCAAACUUUUUGAGGAUCAGCUAACCCUGGAGCACCUAGACCGACCUCAGCUGGUCGCCCUGUGCAAACUACUAGAAUUGCAGCCCUUUGGAACCAACAAUUUGCUUCGCUUUCAACUUCUGAUGAAACUGAAGUCUAUAAAAGCAGAUGAUGAAGUAAUUGCCAAAGAAGGGGUGAGUGCUUUGAGUGUGUCAGAACUUCAGGCUGCCUGCAGAGCCCGAGGCAUGAGAUCUCUGGGUCUCACUGAGGAACAGCUGAGACAGCAGCUCACAGAGUGGCAGGACCUCCACCUGAAGGAGAACGUCCCUCCUUCUCUGUUGCUCCUGUCCCGAACCUUCUACCUGAUAGAUGUGAAGCCAAAGCCAAUUGAGAUUCCACUAAGUGCGGAGUCUCCAAAGACGGAUAUUCCUGUGGAACCAGCUACUUCUCCUGAAUCUAAAGAGAACCUGCUGGAUGUAGCGCCUCCACUGAAGGGAACUAAGGAUGAAGAAUUUAUACAACUGCCCCCAGUUACCUCAUCGCCCAUAACGCCACCAUCACCUAUCUCAUUACCUAAAGGACCCGUCCCUUCUGCUAAAGAAGCUACUCUCCAGGCCAAAUCACCAAAGACAACCCAGAACAGCAAGGCUAGUUCAAAAGGAGCGUAAGGCCUACUGCAGGACCAAGCUCACUCUCUCCAGCCCCCUGCUUUCCGCAGUGGCAUCCAUCAAGGCCUGCCCAGCUACGACGAUCCGUGUCUGGUUUGAGCAGAGGAUCAGCCAUUUCGUCCUUGGGGCCUUGUAACCAUUCCAGAUGAUGUCAGCAGUGAGACCAAGUUCAGACCGUUUAGAAAUAUAAUCGCAAAGCCAACUUCCUCUGUACCAUUAUGUCAUCCCACUAAACUUUGUGUUAAAGCCCCCUCCCCAUGUUAUUUUUGAACAGCUAGAUAUUUGUGUGCAUGUCCUCCACGGGAGGAAAUUUUUUGCAUAAUGGAAUCAGCCUGGCACCUUAGACAGCUCUCGGGAGAACCUGGAAACCCCAAAACCAUUGUACGCCCACCUAACCUUUCCAGUGACCCAUCAGUAUGAACAGUGCCCUGGAAACAGAGCACCUUAUGAAGUGGAACGGACAUACUCCCUGGUAAAGUCCUUCUGGAUAUAAAGAAGAAAAAGCUCUUUGGAGACAAAAAUGGGGAGUUAUACAGACUGGCAAUCAAAAAGGCUUGGCUGCUGCUUGGCUAUUCUGAGACGCCCCCUCCGGGGCCUGCAGAGGCUCCGAGAAUCUGGGAGGCUGCCACCACUCCUGCACAUGUGGCUUUCAUUAGCCACCAUUUUGCCAGGAAACAUAAUUAAGGGUUUAAGACUUAACCAUUUGUCUGUGCUGGGUGGAUGUUUUUUCUAGUCUGUUUGUCUUUCACAAACAAGGCUAUUUGUUAGUCAUAGGGGUUGUUAAAGUCUGAUAUAAUCCCUGCGCUACCCAGUAACGAGUGUUACGUUCAGAUAUUUACGUUCGAUGUGUUCAGUAUUGUUAAUACUGGAAAAAAAAAAAUCGGAAAACACUUAACAUAAUAGAUUGCCACGCAGCUGACCCAACAGCUUUCUUCCCUCAGGGAGUGCUUAGAAAGAAAAGAUAUUUUGGCCUGUGGGUGAUGAAAUUAGUUUUCUUUGCUUGCUGUGAAAUUGAAAGCGGUUAGAUGGGAGUCAAUUAAACCAAGUAAAACGCAAAUCUCCCUCUCUGGGAUCCCUCCCUAAGUGAGGGCUGUCAUCAGCACUUCACAGAAAAGGUAUGUACUUUACAAUGCUUUUCAAGCCUCCUCUCCACCAGAGGAGAAGUCCCACCAUGGCCUGCUAAAUGAUGAGUCCCUACUAUGCACAUUCCAUGGAUCUUGCUAUUGGCCUAGUGAAUUGGCCCAGUAAGGUGAUUCACAAUAAACUAUCCCAUUUUCAAAA